GGCGGACUAUUUGAUAUUUCUACUUUCUUUUCGAAGAGAGGACUAGAUUACCAGAAAUGCUGGAAGCUUAGCGCUUUACUGAAAUCUAUGAACAUAAUACUGUAUUACUCAACAAUCAAACACAUCAGAUAAUGCCACCAAAGGCAAAGGCAGGCUCUGCUCAAAAGAAAUCCAGAGCUCCUAAAGCACAUAAAUUACCAGACCCAUUUCCAAAAGGAGAAUUACUAAAGGAUUAUGGGAAAAAACACUGGCGCCUUGGAGAAGUCAUUGGUCAGGGAGGAUUUGGACUUAUAUAUUUAGCAACUCUUGUAGAUUCAGAAAAACAGGAUUCUUAUGUUGUUAAAAUUGAACCAAUAGCUAAUGGACCAUUGUUCUGUGAACUCCAUGUGUAUCAGAGAGUAGCUAAACCAGAAAUGGUUGAUGAAUGGUGCAAAGCUAAAAAGAUGAAAUACUUAGGAGUACCAAAGUAUAUCAGCAGUGGAACACAUACACGGGGGAAAGAGACAUUUAGGUUUAUGGUUAUGGAAAGAUUUGGUUCAGACAUACAAAAAAUAUUUGAAAAGGCUGGGAAAUCAUUUUCCAGGCAUACUGUGUGUGCAUUGGCUCUUAGAUUGUUAGACACACUAGAAUAUUUACAUCAUAAAGGUUAUGCUCAUGCUGAUAUCAAAGCUUCUAAUUUACUGACUGGCUUUAGUCAUGGAAAAGAACAACCAAACCAGGUAUAUCUAGUAGAUUUUGGAUUAGCAUAUAAGUUUUACUGUGACGGUGCUCACAAAGAAUAUAAAGAGGAUCCUAAACGAUGCCAUGAUGGCACUGUAGAAUUUACAAGUACAGAUGCUCAUAAAGGAGUAGCUGCAUCCAGAAGAGGUGAUAUGGAGAUCUUAGGAUUCUGUUUGUUACAAUGGCUGUGUUCACGGCUUCCGUGGGAAAAUAAUUUAGAAAAUAAAGAUUAUGUAAGAGAUUCCAAAAUAAGAUAUAUGAAAGAUAUACCAGGUUUAUUAAAGGCAUGUUUUCCUUCUGGUUCCUAUCCAGAUGAAAUAUCUAAAUACUUAACAUAUGUAUCAAAACUGAAAUAUGAUGAUGUUCCAGACUACAAUAAACUCAGAAGUAUAUUUCGUGGAGGACUUUCUGGGAAAGAUGAAUGGAAAAUAGAUUUACCACUCAGUGUAGCAAGCUCAUCAAAGAAGACAGCACAGAAAAGAAAGAGUGCAGGAGAACCCUGUUCUCCAGUAGAGAAAAAAGUAAAAUCUGCAGCAAGAGUUUCCAAAAAAGAAAAGGAAUCUACUCCAAAGCCUAAAGCUGUGAAAAAUACUGUGAAAAAUAUAAAAUCGCCUUCUGCUAGCACACCAAGGCAAAUAAAAUCACCUGUCAAUACUCCCAAACAAAUAACAUCUCCGAAAGUACCUGGAAAACCUGCUUCUAGACAUGGAACGCCAAAAUUAUCACUUGCAGCAAGAAAAAGGUCGAGAUCUAGGUCACCAGCAGCAGCUGCAGCAUCAAAAGUAAAGAAAGGUAGUCCCAAAAAGAGUACUAAAAGACGGGUAAAGAGACGAAAAGCUGUUCCUACAUCAGAUGCUUCUAUUCAGACUUCACCAGGAUUCUCCUCAGGGUCUGGUUGACUACACAAGGGACCAAUUUUAACAGCUUACCACUAAUACAUGUAUAUAUGUACUCUAUAUGUGAAUUAAAGAAACCUGACAUGUCAGUGUAUCAUUAUCUUAAUGCUUCUUUGCAUUUAAGUCACUCAGUUGGGACCAGUUUUUCAGUGAUCAAGCUAGACUUUUGGAGCUUUUCAAUUUCAAUUUAUGUCUCGCCUUUGACGAAAGUCGCGGAAAGCGAGACAUAGGGAUUGAUUUUCCGGCGACGAUGCUGGCUUCAACAAUUGUUAAGUUUUCGGCUUAAGUUAGUUUGAUAGGAACUACUUGUGAUAGAUCAUUGAUAUUUGAUAUAAAGUUGCAUUACUAUCAGUACAUAUCAGUUUGACUAUUUUGAGGCCCUGCCCCCUAGGUCAUGGUCCAGUGACUGAAUUAAUUAUCAAUGUUAAGUUUUCUGCUUAAGUUAGAUUGAUAGAAACUACUAACAAUAGACAAGGAUAUUUCUAUUAAGUUACAAUACUGUCUACAUCUCAGUUUGUCGACCAUUUUCAGGCCCUGCCCACUAGAUCAUGGUCCAGCGACUGAAUUGAUAAGCAAUGUUGCUGCUCAUUAGAUUGUCUUUUUGUGAAUUUUGUGCUGACAGGUGAGACAUAACUCUGUGUAACGGUUUAUUAUAAAAAAAAUUAGAACAUUCCUGUAAAGAAGUUGACUAAAAUUUUCAAAUUUCUUCAGGUCCUUUAGAGAGAAAGGUGGUCUUAUGUUCUGUGACCAUUGUUUAGUUGAAUCACUGCUAAUGUUAUAUACCGGUAAUGUAUCUUGUCUUAAGUGAAAACUGGCUAUACCAGUAAAUAUUUCAAAUACAAUCAUAAAUGAAAAACAUGAAAGUUGGUUUGUAUUCUUUCACCUUUGUAUUUGUAUUUAAGCAUGAAGUUAAAAAGGCAAUUUUAAAAAAAGAUAUUUUAGCUCAAAUUAUCCAAUUCUUUGCCUCAAUUUAACAAUUUUUCCAUUUUUCAUUAUUGAAAUCAUAACCGAGUACAUUGUAUAAGAAUUGGUCAUCUGUCAAAGAUAGUUAAUUGAUCAUCUGAGAUACUUGUGAGAACAUUAAAUUAAAGGUAUGAUUUAUAUGUGUUGAUUCAAUUUUCCAGGUUCGUGGAAAACAUCAAUUGUUCUUGAGUUUUUGAAAUUGUGGUUACUGUCUAUGUAAGAAAUGAUGGAAAAUAUCCCUUUCCUCAGAAAUUAAUAUUUCUUUUUUUUUUAUAAAACCAUGAAAUCAGAAGAAAUGAACACUCUAUGAGUAAAACUAGUUUUACAUUUGGUCACUUACAGUUUUUUACACUAUAUCCCCAUUAGAGUGGGUCUCAUUGGGGUCUAAGCGUGACGCGGGAUUGCCGAUUUUUUGUAGGCGUGAAAGUGAAAGUCAAAUUAUUGUGCCGUGAAAACGGGAAAUGAAGUCUAGCAGGACACAGGAAAUUAUACAAAAAAAUGAGAAUUGAUUAUGCACAUAGUGUAAGCGGGAUAUGGGAAUCUGACAAAACAGUAAGCGGGAUCCGGGAUCAGAACCCCCCAAUGAGACCCCCAUUAGAAAAUUAAUAUUUUUAGUUUCCUGAUAUACAAGUAUCUCUGAUUUUGUUAUAUGUCAGUUAUGAGCUGAGGUACGAAAUUAUUAGUUUUAAGUUUGUGAAAAUAAUUUUAACAAGUUUGCAUUAAUUUAGUAUAGAAUCUUUUUCUUGUAUUAACACCACAUUUAUUUCACACCCAAUAUGCAUAAAAUAUCUUGUUUGUAACAAGAGGAUAUCACAAUUACAUGUAUUGUAUCAUAAGUCCACAUGAAAUUAAUUUUUCUAUUCUUAUUCCCAUUCCUUCUGAACAUUUUUCUUUGAUUUCUAAGUUUAUUUUAUAUUUUCAAAUAUUUCUAUCAAAUUCCUACCAAUUUUGGUUUUAAAAAAAAUUAAUCUGCCCUCUUCUGAAACUUUUUGUAUGGGAAUCUAAAAUUUGAUUUGUGUACCUAAAUCUACUGUGUACUGUAAUGAAUUUUUAUUUUGAAACAGAAAAUGUUGUUAUACAUAAACAUGUAUGCUUGAUUUAUUUACUUAAAACUGAUUGUAAAAUAAUAACUGGUAAUAAUUGUUAGAUAAUAUGUGAAUAAAGUUAUUAAAAGGA
Molecule: messenger RNA, 3755 nt
Organism: Mytilus californianus (California mussel)
Lineage: Eukaryota; Metazoa; Mollusca; Bivalvia; Mytilida; Mytilidae
Product: serine/threonine-protein kinase VRK1-like
Exons: 13
Coding region: 132-1619 (495 amino acids)
Biological process (GO): signal transduction; peptidyl-serine phosphorylation
Cellular component (GO): nucleus; cytoplasm
Molecular function (GO): protein serine/threonine kinase activity; ATP binding
Source: RefSeq, a predicted model, not a curated record